AUGCAGGUGGUUCGCAUCCGCCAAAAUGAUCUGGUCAGUGGUCCACACGCCACGUUUUUGAGUUCUGUUGAUAAUAGCCUGCCCUGUGAGCACGUGGCUGCAGCGGCCGUUUAUCCCGUAAAUAGGUACAUCAACAAAAGUCUUUGCGCUAGACGUCAGCCUGAACUGGCCAACCGUGGCGCAAGAGUUUUCGCCGUUCUUGGCCAAAAACAACUUGAAUUCCGCGCGUUUGUCUUCAUUGAUUUUCCCCGUAACCUUGACUUCGAUACGGAUGAUCCUUCCCGGGUACAUGAAGUCCGGGUUGCCGAGGUUGAGCACCGUGAACUCGUGGGACGCCUUGGUCACGUAGUGAGCGCCAUUCAUGACGUUGUUACGCAGGAAGUCGAACUUCCUGGGUGCCCUGCUCUUAAGCUUAUUAGGGUUGAGGACGAAAUCGGCAAUGCACGUGGCGAAAUCUUCCGACGGGUUUUUCUUGUGGCCGUAUGCGUUCACGAACUCCGUCUGCUGCCUGGUUGA
Babesia ovata is the source of this 516-nucleotide messenger RNA. RefSeq lists its product as uncharacterized. Bases 1 to 516 code for a protein of 171 amino acids. Lineage: Eukaryota; Apicomplexa; Aconoidasida; Piroplasmida; Babesiidae. The record is from RefSeq and is a predicted model, not a curated record. The transcript has a single exon.